AAAAACUGUGGAGAGGAAUGAAAAAAGAAAAAGAAGCUGGAGAGAGAAGGAGGGAGAGAAGCAGCACCACCGUCGUCUGGCGGAGCUCACUCACGACAUAGAGUGAAUCAGCCAAUCGAUCGUUCGUUCGUGUCCCCCUUGAGCUCUGAUCAAAAUCCAUGGAUUCACAGAGCCAAAACACUUCGCUGCAACGACUCCAAACUGUAGAGCAGAGAAUAGUUAGGGUUUUGGAGCUCGCUGGAGGAGUAAUGGACGAACUCUCUAGCCCUAGCAGUCCCAGAAAGGAAUUGGUUAGCAGCCAAUGCAGUGAGUUCAUGCAAUUAAUCAAGGACAUCCAAAUGACACUGAGGGAUGAAAUCAAAAGUGCAUGCGAGUAUCGUCCAUUCGAGAAGUGUGAUUACAGUUCAAGAAUAUCUAACGAGAUAUGUUGCAAGAAACUGGAAUUUGUCACUGCACAGUUGGAUGGGAUGAAACAAACCAUUGAUGGAUAUUAUGAUGCAGCUUGAAGACACCCCAUAGCAUUAGUAUGCAAACUUGUGCUGAAGAUUAUUGCCUUGCCCAGCUUAUAAAAAUCUUAGAAAUUAAUUUGAUGUACUUAGUAAGGUACUUUUUAUUCUUAGAUUUGAUAGCAAAUUACUUUACACAAUCUAAAACCAUGUUCAAUGCCUCUUUUGUAUGUUGUGGAAUAUGAGAUGGUUUCUUUAUUUUGAUCAAUACCUUGUUAGUAUCUUGUGAUGUUCAUGAGGUUA
This is a messenger RNA of Camellia sinensis, 749 nucleotides long. Its product is annotated as mediator of RNA polymerase II transcription subunit 11. Gene Ontology annotation, cellular component: mediator complex. NCBI's taxonomy places the organism in Eukaryota, Viridiplantae, Streptophyta, Magnoliopsida, Ericales, Theaceae. Gene Ontology annotation, biological process: regulation of transcription by RNA polymerase II. Gene Ontology annotation, molecular function: transcription coregulator activity. The record is from RefSeq and is a predicted model, not a curated record.